GCGACGUCACAAGGGGAAAAAAAGACUUCCGGUGUCAAGAUUUGUUUGGUGGCAAUGUUUUUAAUGCUGCUACGUUACGAUGAAAGUUAUCCAGCACUCCAAAGAAGCACUGCGGAGAGCUCUAAUAUCGAACAGUACAGAACUAACUAAACUUUUCAACAAGUACACAGAUCAAGAAAGACGUCUUCUGGAGGAGGGCUAUAAGGCAGGACAGCCAGGUUCCCUUUUCCAGAACAUCACUGUGCAUUCAGAGUCAGACUGGAUCCCUGCUCACCCUGAGCAGCCACAAGACUUUGAGAGCUUUUACAGAGACCUGUCCCGCAAAACCCCCGAUGCAAGCCACAAUGCUAUUUACAUUCAAACUAUUGGCUCUUUUGGUGAAGCUGGGCCCCAAACAGAUCAAUAUGUAGAGUGGCUGAGAGAAUAUUGCCAUGCGUUUUUUUAUGGGCUCACUGUCAAGUUGUUAUCAACAGUUACUGUGGCUGAAACUAGAUGUACAUUUAGGAUAAACAGCAGUUCUCACAAUCUCCAGAUUCUUACUGGUGACCUUCUUAGAUUUCUUGAAAAUAGAAAACCUAAAGAUGCUUUCUGCAUUGUUGGGAUCACAAUGAUUGAUUUAUAUCCCAAAGAUUCAUGGAAUUUUGUUUUUGGACAGGCAUCUCUCAGUAGUGGAAUGGGCAUUUUCAGUUUUGCCAGAUAUGAUGACAACUUCUACAGCAGAAGUUAUGCAGGGAGGCUAAAGAAACAGCAUAAGUUAAAGAAGGAUGACUACUCUGUGUUUGAUGGGUACUACAACCCUCCCAUCAGCAGCACUUUGCUCUUGCGAUCAUGCAAGACAAUGACCCACGAGAUUGGUCAUAUGUUUGGAAUAAGGCAUUGCCAGUGGCUGAGCUGUGUCAUGCAGGGCUCCAAUCACCUAGAAGAGUCUGACCGCAGACCUCUGGAUUUUUGCCCCAUUUGUCUCCGAAAGUUACAGGCCGCCAUUGGUUUCAAUAUUGCUGACAGAUAUAAGGCCUUAGUCCUUUGGAUGGAGGACGGUCAGAGUAAGACAUCCAAAACAGACGGUGUUGUCUGUCAUUCUGGACCUGACCUCCCCAAACCCACCCAAGACUUUAAUUCCAGCAAACUGUGGCUCCAGAGAUGCCUGGAAGUGCUUGAAAAUGACUUAUAGUAUUGAAUUCUGUCUUUGCCUGAAUUAUUUUACAAUUCAAAGCCAUGGAUUUCACUCAGAAUGACAUGAGUGAUUGUUUUACGUAUGGAAAUUACCAUACACUUUGACAAUUACAAGCCUUAGUUCUUACAACAUUGAUGUGGAUGUACAAAGUCUAUUUGUAAUGCAACAUGAACUGUUUUAACUGUAUUAUUUAUGUGUUUUCUCAUUUGUGGCAGUGGAACAUGGAACAUAUUUAUAUAUUUAUUGUGCUAAUAUAAAAAAAACAAUAAAACUCAUAGCGUUAGUAUUUAAAUAAUAAAAACCUUUAUUGUGGUGAAAUUUUCUUAUAAAUAUAGCCUCUUUGUAAAUUACCUUUAACAUACUGUAUAAUGUGCCUUUAUUAGCUGAUAGAAUACAACUAAUUGAUAAAAAAACAUUAGCACAAAAAGUAUGAUUAGGUACAAAAUCACGUCCUGAGAUUGAUGUGUAUGCAGUUAUAAAUUAACAUUUUAUUGCUAGAGAAAAAAAGUAAAACUUCAUGUGCGUGUUACUACAGUAUUUCACAGUAUGUAUCUAUGGCACUAUAGGCAGCAGGUUUGUAGUUUGUCAAGUUUUAACAAUUAUGUGCUUUUUGUAUAGCUUAGUCAGAAAUCUUAAAACCUUUUUAUAUUUAAACUUGCACGGUUGUAAUAGUAUUGUUUAUCUGAACAUUUCGGAUGAACUGUUUGCCGCAUAUGUAAUUGGUAAAAAUAAUAAUAAUAUAAUAUUAAUACAUACUUACCAACAUGUAAAAUGUAA
Messenger RNA from Boleophthalmus pectinirostris (great blue-spotted mudskipper), 1951 nucleotides. It is a transcript of the gene amz2, whose product is annotated as archaemetzincin-2. Gene Ontology annotation, biological process: proteolysis. NCBI's taxonomy places the organism in Eukaryota, Metazoa, Chordata, Actinopteri, Gobiiformes, Gobiidae. The record is from RefSeq and is a predicted model, not a curated record. Bases 80 to 1171 code for a protein of 363 amino acids. Gene Ontology annotation, molecular function: metallopeptidase activity. The transcript has 7 exons.